Molecule: messenger RNA, 3669 nt
Organism: Telopea speciosissima
Lineage: Eukaryota; Viridiplantae; Streptophyta; Magnoliopsida; Proteales; Proteaceae
Product: disease resistance protein RPV1-like
Exons: 4
Coding region: 1-3669 (1222 amino acids)
Biological process (GO): signal transduction; defense response
Molecular function (GO): ADP binding
Source: RefSeq, a predicted model, not a curated record
AUGGCAGAUCAUCAAACCUCCUCUUCUGGUUCGAGUUAUGAAGUGUUCUUGAGCUUUCACGGCGAAAACGUUCGCACCAAUUUCGCUGACCAUCUCUACCAUGCCUUGGAUGGCGCUGGGAUUCGAACUUUUAGGGAUGAGGAUGAACUACCCAAGGGAGACACCAUUAGCCCAAAGCUACUCGCUGCAAUCCGGCAGUCCAUAAUCUCUAUUCCCAUCUUCUCGAUGAACUAUGCAUCGAGCAAAUGGUGUCUCAAUGAGCUAACCGAGAUUUCUGAAUGCAGAAGAAGCCCAAUGAAUCAAAUUGUCUUUCCCAUUUUCUACAAAGUCGAACCAAGGGAUGUGAGAAACCAGAAAAGGAGUUAUGCGGAAGCCUUUGAGGAAUACCAGAUGCACUUCGACGAAUACCAGACGAGCUUCGACGAAAACUAUGCGAAAACCUUGGAGGAACACCGGACGCGCUUGAAUACCGAAAAAGAAAAAGAAAUUGUGGACAAGUGGAAAAGGGCUCUGAGAGAGGUUGGAGAAUUGAAUGGAUGGCAUCUGAAGGAGGACAUGUAUGAAGGGAAGUUAGUAAAACAAGUUGCCAAAACAGUUCAGAGUACAUUGAACAAGACACUCUCACAUGUUUCUGACAGGCUAGUUGGAAUCGAAUCUCAUAUAAAAGAAAUGUUGAUGCGAUUAGAUAUUACAUCUAACGACAGAAAGAUUGUGGGGAUCCACGGCCUUGGUGGCAUUGGAAAGACAACAAUCGCUAGGGCUGUCUGUAAUACAGUCCUUAGUAACUUUGAAGAAUAUACAUUUAUUGAAAACAUUCGAGAGAAUGCUAAAAAGUAUGGGAUUCACUAUUUGCAAAACCAACUUAUCACAGGUAUCCUAAAAAAAGGAAAUCCAAAUAUUGCUGAUGUGGAUACUGGAAUUAAAGUGAUCAAGCAAAGGUGUUGCACAAAAAAAGUUCUUAUAGUUCUUGAUGAUGUGGAUGAAGAUAUUCAAGCAAAGUGUUUGGUUGGGGACCGUGAAUGGUUUGGUAUUGGAAGUAAGAUCAUUAUCACAAGUAGAAAUAAAGACAUAUUAAUUGCUCAAAAAACAGAUGUGAUUUAUGAGCCCAGUGUAAUGGCUCCAGAUGAUUCUCUUAAACUUUUUAGUCAUCAUGCAUUUGGAAUGGACCGACCUCAAGAAGAUUAUUUAGAUCUCUCACAAGCGAUGGUAAAAACUACUGGAGGCCUUCCCUUGGCUCUUCAAGUCAUAGGUUCAUCUUUAUUUAAUAAGCAAAAAUCAGUAUGGAAAGGCAUGUUAAAGAAGUUGCAAAAAGAUCCCAAUAGAGAUGUUAUGAAAAGCUUGAAAAUAAGUUACGAUGGAUUAGAAGAUGCGGAGAAAGAAAUGUUUCUUGAUACUGCUUGUUUUUUCAUCGGAAUGAAUAAAGACUUUGCAUAUCACAUAUGGGAAGGUUGUGAUUUUUCUCCAGAUGUAGGACUUGAUGUUCUCUGUGCAAAGUCUUUGAUAACGAUUAAUGAAGAUGGUGAGCUAAGGAUGCACGAUGUGCUGUGGGAUCUUGGAAGGGAUAUUGUUCGUCAAGAGAGCAAAAACAAGCCAGGGAAGCGUAGUCGAAUAUGGUCUCAAGAGGAAGUCAUGGAUGUAUUGGUAAAACGAACGGGAACAAGUAAUUGUGAAGGACUCACUAUUGACUUCAGAAGUGAAUUACCAAGGAGACCAUGUUUGAUGAGUGAAGGAUUUGCUGAAAUGAUUGAUCUAAGAUUACUCCAAGUCGAUUAUGCACAAUUUUCUCCAAACUGCACCAAUUCUUUUUCAGAACUGAGAUGGCUUAGUUGGAGAGGAUGCCCUGCCCAAUAUGAACUAACCAAAUUUUGUCCACAAAAUCUGGUUGUCCUUGAUCUAUCAAAUAGUGAGAUUUCAGAAAAAUGGAUGGGUUGGAACUGCAUCAAGAUGGCAGUAAACCUGAAAGUUCUAAAUCUCUCGUUUUGUGAUCGACUAUCUAGUACUCCUGAUCUUUCAGCAAAUCGACAGUUGGAGGUAUUGAUUCUUAAUUACUCUAGAAAAUUGGUUCGGAUCGACACAUCUGUUGGUUAUCUCAAGAACUUAGUCACAUUAGAUACGAGUGGUUGCUGGAGUCUAGUGGAUCUCCCAAUUGAAAUUUGUCAAUUGAUUUAUCUCAAAACACUUGAUUUAGGGUGGUGCAGAAGUCUAAAUAAGCUGCCGGAGAAAUUGGACCACAUGACCUCCUUGACAACACUUUGCAUAAGUGGUUGUGAAAAACUUGAUUCGCUUCCAAAUCUUCCUUCUAGUUUAGAAUAUUUUGAUGCUUCUGAUUGUGUGUGGAUAAGAACACUCCCAAUACUUUCAAGCCUGAAAAAUCUACAAAACCUGUCCCUUGGAAGAUGUAAGAAGCUUCUACACAUCUCAGGUCUUCCCUCAAGUUUGACCAGCCUUGAUAUUCGUGGCUGCUCUUCAAUUCGAGACAUAUCAGGUCUUUCCUCCACAAGUUUGACCAGCCUUGAUGCCAGUGAGUGCUCUUCAAUUCAAAACAUCUCAGGUGGUUUUCCAUCAAGUUUGACCAGCCUUAAUCUUAGGAAGUGUACUUCAAUUCGAGACAUAUCAGGUCUUUCCUCCACAAGUUUGACCAGCUUUGAUGCCAAUAAGUGCUCCUCAAUUCAAGAAAUCUCAGGUGGUUUUCCAUCAAGUUUAACCAGCCUUAAUCUUAGGAGGUGCACUUCAAUUACAUACAUCUCAGAUCUUACCUGCACAAGUUUGACUUGCCUUGAUGCCAGUGAAUGCUCCUCAAUUCAAGACAUCCCUGGUCUUCCCUCAAGUUUGACCAGCCUUGAUCUUAAGAAAUGCACUUCAAUUCAACGCAUCUCCGGUCUUCCCUCAAGUUUGACUAGCCUUGAUGCUACACAUUGCAAGUCAAUGGUAAAACUAUCAUGUAGUAGUACAUCAUCAUCAGGAGGAGGCUUGAGAAAUUUAAGGACAUUAAUUCUCAGUGGUUGCAACAGCCUAGAAGAAAUUGAAGGUGUUGACGAUAACUUGGGCUCCCUGGAGAUCUUCAAAAUUGAGUCGUGCCAAUCAUUAAAAAAGGUAAAACUGAGGGGUUUGAAAAAGCUAGUGACUUUUGGUUUCAAUGGGAACGACCUCAUUUCCGACUUUGAAGGGGAAGGGAUGGACUCUCUGAGGGUGUUGGAGAUAAGGAAUUGCAAAUCAAUAAGAAAAAUACCAAAUCUACCAGAUUCGAAAAUGCUGUCGAUAUUAAAAAUCUAUAAUUGUCCGAAAUUAACUGAGAUUGAGCCCCUUGAGGACUAUAAAUACUUGAGACAAUUAUCAAUUCAUGAGGCCAUAUCAUUAAAAACAAUACCGGAUAUCUCAGCCCUGAAGAAACUGGAGAGCUUUUCAAUCAGGGAGUGCCACUCGAUUGAACGAUUACCUGAUCUGUCAAACUUAGAAAAGCUGAAGCGUCUAUCUAUUGGGGACUGCAAGAAUGUAGCCGAGAUUCAUGGGAUUGACAGAUUGGAAAACUUAGUGAUUUUGGAAAUUAGCCGCUGCGAGUCCUUAGCAAGAUUAUCAGAUCUUUCAAACUUAAAAAAUUUGAGGUAUCUAAAGAUUGAAGGCUGGAAGAAUCUACCCAAGAUUCAUGGUGUUAAAAGAUUGAGAUUUUGA